AUGGAUAAAGAAACGCAGGAAAAGUUGGACGGGCAGAAUGUACUCAUUGACCAAAUAGAGAAUGCGCUAAAUCUCGUCAGAGAGAUUGAGGUGUAUAUCGUAGAUAUUAUAUUUGCAAUGCGAACCGGAAUGGCAUUGCGCGAGGAAAAUGCGGCGCUCCAACGCAACGGUAUCAACGGGUACAUCAGAGCCAAUGGAGCCCACGGGGGACAUGAAGCCAACGGCGCUCACGGAGGUAACAAUGCCAACGUAGGCCACGAUGCCAACGUAGGUCACGAUGCCAAUGGAGCCCAUGAUGCUAACGAAGACCACGAGGCCAACGAAGACCACGAGGCCAACGGAGGCCACGAAGCCAAUGGAGCCCACGGAGGACAUGAAGCCAACGGCGCUCACGGAGGCAACAAUGCCAACGUAGGCCACGAUGCCAAUGAAGGACACGAUGCCAACGAAGACCACGAGGCCAACGAAAACCACGAGGCCAACGGAGGCCACGAAGCCAAUGGAGCUUAA
Messenger RNA from Anopheles funestus (African malaria mosquito), 510 nucleotides. RefSeq names its product N66 matrix protein-like. The coding region runs from base 1 to 510 and encodes 169 amino acids. NCBI's taxonomy places the organism in Eukaryota, Metazoa, Arthropoda, Insecta, Diptera, Culicidae. The record is from RefSeq and is a predicted model, not a curated record. The transcript has a single exon.